AUGAAACAAACGAACAAUCAAAAAAAAAAAAAAGAGACUCAACGACAAACAAUAGAAAAAAAAAAAAAAAGACUUAAUGACGAAACGAACGAACAAUUAAAAAAAAAAAGAGAGACUCAACGACAAACAAUAGAAAAAAAAAAAGAGACUCAAGCUUCAUACACGUUAACUUCAUAUUUACGAACAUAUAACCUUGCAUUCAUGAAUUAUACAGAUGAGGAUAAGGAUAUGUUCAUGAUUAAUCUAAGGAGAAACACAUUUACGUAUUAUAUAGAAAAUGCAUUCUCCAAUUGCAUGGACAGUGCGUUCCCCAGUUGCAUAGACAAUACAUUCACAAAUCUUAUGGAAAAUGCGUUCCCUAGUUGCAUAGACAAUGCAUUUCUCAGUUGUAUGAACAAUGCGUUUCCUAGUUGCAUGGACAAUACAUUCACGAAUCUUAUAGAAAAUACAAAUUUUAAGAAAAAUGCGUUUAUGAACUAUAUGAAAAUACGCUUACAAAUCAUACAUGAUUCACUUACAAGUCACCAAAGUGACACAUUCAUGGACGAUACGUUUACAAAUGUUACAACUCAAAUGAAUGUUUCUAAUACCAUAGUUGUUGAUAUGAACACUGAGAUUAACCAUAAUGAAUUGGAUAGUGAUUCUUGUGAAGUAAUUCAAGACACUACGAAUCGUAAUAAUACAGACGAUGAAAAUUCUUGUGAGUUACAUGAUUCAACAUCUUAUAAAAUUGCUGCCAUACUAUACUUAUGA
Messenger RNA from Scutellospora calospora, 753 nucleotides. Lineage: Eukaryota; Fungi; Glomeromycota; Glomeromycetes; Diversisporales; Gigasporaceae. The record is from the annotation of a GenBank genome assembly.